Molecule: messenger RNA, 720 nt
Organism: Trichomonas vaginalis G3
Lineage: Eukaryota; Parabasalia; Trichomonadida; Trichomonadidae
Product: protein of unknown function, DUF4106 family
Exons: 1
Coding region: 1-720 (239 amino acids)
Source: RefSeq, a predicted model, not a curated record
AUGAAAGAUGCAGAUAUUUUGAACCAGUAUGAAAUGAACAUGGCUGAUGGAAAUAUAACACCUGACGUUCUAGAACAUUUAUCUCAAAGAACUACACAGAACCAUAGAGAUGGUAUAUUUGGUGAAGAGUUUAGAAAGAAAGUUAGGGAGAGAGAAGGAAGAGAACCUAUUGUACAUGACCUUGCAAACGAAAGUUUGCAAAAUGUCAUAAAAACUUACUUUGCAGACAAUGAACCGAGAAGGGAUGAAUAUUUAAGAAAACUCAAAUGGACAGUACCAAAUGAAAUGUUAGUAUUGAAAAACAUGUUCCUUGACAAAAUAAAACCAACUACAGAAAUAAAUGACGCAAGACUGAAACAUUGGGUAAAAGCUUUCCCAUUCACAAAAGAUAUUAUUGGUAACAUGGAAAGAAAACCAGAAUGGCUACAAAAACAUAUAUUUGGAAACGAGCUUAUUCCAUAUGGACAAGCUCUGUUUGAAGAGCUUGAACCGGAAACUCAGGAAAGAGUCAUGCAAACAAUACGCGAAGACUCAAAUACAAACUAUGACAAAAUCUUUCUAGGAUAUAGGUUACCUGAGAUGGGCGACCAGAGCCCAAAGGCAAAAAGGACAUGGGAAAUUUACAACAUACUAGGUGAACAUGAGGCAAAGAUGCAACAACUUGAAGCAGAGGGCAAGUUACCAAAAGCGACACCAAAGAAGAAGAGUAGAACAAAGUGA